GGAGGAGGAGUAUGUGACGUUACCAGAGUUUGCUGUGAUUAAAAUUGGAAACGCAAUUGGAAAAUCAACGUAUUUUGACAGUAAUAAUAGUGCGGUUUUUUUAAAUAUUGCCACAUGACCUAUAUCGGGGAUUUAGAUCUACCUUUCAAGGGGCAAAUAUCUGCAUACUUGCGUCCUUGGAUUCAAAAUGGUGGUCGAAAUGCCAAAUUUCUGCAAAUGCAGACGAUAAAUCGACUGUAAAUACUACUAGAAGUUCUUCUCAUUUGAAUUUACUUGAUAGAGAGAUCUCAGUCCACAAUCUUUGCACAGUCAAUCAUUGAAAGGUAGACCAGACCAUGGAUGGCAAUUGCGAGAGAAGCAUCAAGGAGGCGUUAGACAAGAAGAUUGCUUCUUUAAAUCUCAGCCACCGGAAUCUAUCAGUGGUGCCCAGUAGCUUGGAUAAGUUACAUCAUCUAACUCACCUAAACCUAAACAACAAUAGACUACUCAUGCCACCAGUGGAGUUGGCCUCACUACAAGGUCUUGAAGAAUUGACUUUGGACCACAAUCAGCUGUCUACGCUACCAACUGCCAUCAGCACUCUGACAAACCUCACAUAUCUCAAUGUCAGCUCUAAUCCAUUGGGAACCUUGCCAUCGGAGAUCGGAUUGCUUGUAAACUUAAAACAAUUGUGGGUUGUUGAUAAUCAGUUGGGUUCACUUCCACCUGCAAUGGGCUCUUUAAAGUAUUUGGAAAAACUUAGUGUCCGUAAAAAUAACAUCCGGGAUUUACCAGAGGAGCUUGGUGAUUUACACUGCUUACAAUGGUUAUGUGUUGCUGAGAACAAACUAUUCUGUCUUCCAAAGACUUUUCACAAUUUAUGUGAUUUGGUUUAUCUGAAUAUUGAUGGAAAUGAGUUUCAAGAAGUACCUCGUUGCUUGGCUGAACUGAAGCAUUUAGCCACAGUGUGUGCCAGGAACAACCAGGUGAGGUCCGUCUCUGAUGACAUGAUUCUGGAACUAGCAGAUCUGAGCAAGCUGGAUCUUCGAAACAAUGUGAUAAAGCAGCGGCCCACACAUUGGAGGGCUUUCAAUCACAUUCUUCUCGGAGACAACUAUGAUGGGGGCGAUGCCGUGGCCACAAAAAUGUCCAUACCUGCAGAGGGAGAUAAGGCUGAGGAGGAAAGUGACAAGGAUUCUGAUAUUGAUGAAAUCAAAAGACGACCACCACAGUUUGUGACACCGAGGGAACAAAAACUCGAACCGCCAAAGACUCUUCACUGAUAUGAGACAUUCUAUGAUUAUUUGCUCAAAGUUUAUUAUAUUGCUAUAAGAAAGAUUUCUGCUCUAAUUUUGGGUUUGAGGAGAAGUGUUUAAGCUGUUGUUGUUCAUCGUGACCCAUGAGAUAAAGUGAUUCUAGGGCAGAUAGAUGUAGGCCUAUACAUGUAGUCAGUAGAAUAUAUUGCUCUUAUCUUGCCAUUUUAAACCCUGGUGAUCCAAGUUCUUUUGGUUUUGCUUACCAAAACAGUGAUGAUAUGAAUAGAUUUUUUAAUUGCUUUUGGUCCAUUGUGGAUGUAUACUGUUCUAUGCAUUUGACUCGGAAAGAUGCUGCCCACACAGUCAGUUAUGAUGUUGAUUGUGAUGUGUUUAUUUUGUUCUACUCUAGUCUAAAAAGCUGUAUUCUAAUGAGUUGUGAUAUUCACCCCCCCCCCCCCCCCCUCUUCCCUGGAAUGUGUUCUGUAUAAUAGAAUGCUGAAAACAACAGCACCCCUUUCAGUUGGGAUAUAUCUGGAAUGUAUUCUAAUAUCGAACGCUAAAGUAUAAAUUCAUCUCUGUGUUGGAAGGAUGUCAUUG
Messenger RNA from Lineus longissimus, 1832 nucleotides. RefSeq names its product leucine-rich repeat-containing protein 1-like. Bases 336 to 1262 code for a protein of 308 amino acids. The record is from RefSeq and is a predicted model, not a curated record. Gene Ontology annotation, molecular function: protein binding. The transcript is spliced from 3 exons. Gene Ontology annotation, biological process: signal transduction. Lineage: Eukaryota; Metazoa; Nemertea; Pilidiophora; Heteronemertea; Lineidae.